CGGACACACAUGUCAUGUGAAAAACCCGCAUGCAUGUCCUCUCUCAGAACUGCCCCCAACACCGACCGACAGCGCUCGUCGCCUUCUGGAAUGCUUUUUUCUAAACAAACACCCUGACUCCUAGGCGCUCUUUUUUGCACAGCUAAACUUUUUUUGCUGGAUCUUGUUUAUUAUUAUUUUUUUCUAUAAUUUAUGUUCGUAUCUUCAUGACUGCAUUCAGAAGCAAGUCUCCACCACCAUGCGAGCCCAAAUUGAAGUUAUACCAUGCAAAAUCUGUGGAGACAAAUCAUCAGGAAUCCACUAUGGCGUCAUUACAUGUGAGGGCUGCAAGGGUUUCUUCCGAAGGAGCCAACAGAACAACGCCUCAUAUUCCUGCCCUCGACAGAGGAACUGUUUAAUCGACAGAACAAACCGGAACCGAUGUCAACACUGCCGGCUACAGAAGUGUCUCGCCCUUGGAAUGUCUAGAGAUGCCGUGAAGUUUGGCCGGAUGUCCAAGAAGCAGCGGGACAGCCUGUACGCGGAGGUGCAGAAGCACCAGCAGCGCCUGCAGGAGCAGCGGCAGCAGCAGAACGGGGAGGCGGAGGCGCUCGCCCGUGUCUACACCAGCAGCAUUAGCAAUGGCCUCAGUAACCUGCACAACGAAAUCGGGGGCACCUACUCCAACGGGCACGUGGUGGACCUGCCCAAGGCCCAGGGCCCCAACGGCUUCUACAACGUGGACUCCACCCAGCCGUCUCCGGACCAGUCAGGCUUGGACAUGUCUGGGAUGAAGCAGAUCAAGCAAGAGCCCAUUUACGACCUGACGCCCGUGCCUAACCUUUUCACGUACAGCUCGUACCCAGACGGUCAGCUGGCACCCGGGGUGACCAUGUCAGAGUUAGAUCGGAUUACGCAGAACAUCAUCAAGUCCCACCUGGAGACCUGCCAGUACACAGCGGAGGAGCUGCAGCAGUUGGCCUGGCAGACGCACACCUACGAGGAGGUCAAGCUGUACCAGAGUAAGACCCGGGAGGUUCUGUGGCAACAGUGUGCAAUCCAGAUCACGCACGCAAUACAGUACGUGGUUGAGUUUGCCAAGCGCAUCAAUGGCUUCAUGGAGCUCUGCCAGAACGACCAGAUCCUCCUCCUCAAGUCAGGUUGCCUGGAGGUGGUCCUGGUGAGGAUGUGCCGCGCGUUCAACCCUCUCAACAACACCGUACUGUUUGAGGGAAAGUACGGUGGCAUGCAGAUGUUCAAGGCCCUAGGGUGCGAUGACUUGGUCAGCGCAGUGUUUGACUUUGCCAAGAGCCUGUGUUCCCUACAACUCACGGAGGAGGAGAUAGCGCUCUUCUCGGCCGCCGUCCUCAUCUCCACAGAUCGGCCCUGGUUGAUCGAGCCACGGAAGGUCCAGAAACUCCAGGAGAAGAUCUACUUCGCCCUGCAGCACGUCAUGCAGAAGAACCACCUGGACGAGGACGUUCUGGCCAAACUCAUUGCCAGGAUCCCCACGCUGUCGGCACUUUGCACCCUGCACACGGAGGAGCUGCAGGCGUUCCAGCAGUCGCACCCCGAAACGGUGAACGUGCUCUUCCCGCCGCUCUACAAAGAGCUGUUCAACCCGGACUCUUCGUGCGGGCCCAAGUGAGCGCCCCCGGGCCCAGCCGUCGGGGAGCAGAGCCAGGCCGGUCAUGGAGCGACAGCAGCGGCGACAACACGGGGCAAAACAUGUGUAACAAGCGAAUUACUGGGAAUGUCCUGCACUUAAUACAGUUUAAUUCACCGAUACAGUCUAAGAAUGUAAAUAUGCACCUGCUAAGAGGAGCUUUUGAGAACUGACCAGAAAUGUACAGACUUUAGAGCAAUUUAAGUUGUCUUUUCAUGGGGUAAGUUUGUUAAUCUUCCAUUUUCUUUUGUUUUUUUUUUUUCCUGAUGUGAUAUUACAAGUUGAUGGGUGACUAUUGAUAUUUUUUUUCUUGGGGGCGGGAGGCGGGAGGGUGUGCAAAAAAAUUGAUCCAGAAAGCUGUUGUAGAUAUAUAUACUAGUGUAGCCCAGAUCUUCAGUAUUAACUAUUGUUCUGUUUAUAAUUUAGGAAUAAUUUAAAACAAUUUUGGCCU
Molecule: messenger RNA, 2096 nt
Organism: Scleropages formosus (Asian bonytongue)
Lineage: Eukaryota; Metazoa; Chordata; Actinopteri; Osteoglossiformes; Osteoglossidae
Gene: rorb
Product: RAR-related orphan receptor B
Exons: 10
Coding region: 239-1627 (462 amino acids)
Biological process (GO): regulation of transcription by RNA polymerase II
Cellular component (GO): nucleus
Molecular function (GO): nuclear receptor activity; RNA polymerase II cis-regulatory region sequence-specific DNA binding; zinc ion binding
Source: RefSeq, a predicted model, not a curated record